Hypoxylon fragiforme is the source of this 1449-nucleotide messenger RNA. Its product is annotated as pseudouridine synthase. The record is from RefSeq and is a predicted model, not a curated record. NCBI's taxonomy places the organism in Eukaryota, Fungi, Ascomycota, Sordariomycetes, Xylariales, Hypoxylaceae. Gene Ontology annotation, biological process: pseudouridine synthesis. Bases 1 to 1449 code for a protein of 482 amino acids. Gene Ontology annotation, molecular function: RNA binding; pseudouridine synthase activity. The transcript has a single exon.
AUGAGUUACAUCGAGGAAGCUUCGUCGACGAUGCCUUCUGCCCCAAUCAACCCAGCCAAUCUACCCGAGAACGAGCAAAUACCCAUUACUAAGAAAAAAAGGGCCCCCAAAGGAAAGAGGCAAGACAAAAACCUCAUUCAAGAUACUUCAUUCGAAAAUAUACGACCACCACCUUAUUACUUUGAAGGUGGUCUGCGACGUGUUGCUCCCUACCAUUUUACGUAUAAAACAUGGUGCAAAAUGCGAUGGAGAGGCAGAAAACUUCUGGAUGUUUUCGAGAGCGAAUUCAGGGAUCGUCCGAUAGCAUAUUAUAAGAAUGCCAUGGAGACGGGUCAAAUCCGCGUCGACGGUAAACCCACUACCCCAGACCAUAUUCUCCAGAAUGGAGAAUUGGUAUCGCAUACAAUACAUCGGCACGAGCCACCCGUUACAGCCGAUCCGAUAGGAAUAAUUCAUGAGGACGAUGACAUGAUUGUGGUAAACAAGCCUUCUGGCAUACCAGUCCAUCCUGCAGGAAGAUACAGCUUCAACUCGGUCAUCGAGAUUAUGAGGGCCGAGAGGGGCCCGGAAUGGAUUGCGUAUACUUGCAAUCGGCUUGAUAGGCUGACUAGCGGGAUCAUGUUUGUUGCGAAACACCGCAAGGCAGCUGAACUUCUAGGCAAUCAGAUCGUGCAAAGAAGUGUGCGCAAGGAGUAUGUUGCCAGGGUAAUAGGUAAUUUCCCUGACGAGGAGGUGGUGUGCAACCAACCAUUACUUCAAAUAUCCCCGAAGCUUGGGUUGAACCGUGUACGAGCAUCUGGAAAAACCGCUCGGACUGUCUUCAAAAAGCUCGCUUAUUAUCCACCGCGUGAGCCUCGGAAACAAGAGAACAGUGAAGAUCUCGUGGUAUCGGAGGAGGGCACCGAGGACAAGAGUAGGCCGUGGUUGCAGAAAGAGGGAUACUCCAUCGUACGGUGCCUCCCGGUUACGGGUAGGACUCAUCAAAUACGAGUCCAUCUACAACAUUUAGGACACCCCAUUCAAAAUGAUCCUAUUUAUGCUAAUCAAAGAGUGUGGGGCGCUAAACUUGGUUACAAUGAUCCCGAUGCUCUUGAAAACACAGACGACGAUAUCAUCACGCGCCUUGAUCGUAUGGGAAAGGAGGAGGUCGCAGAUGCGGUUGCUUACCACGACGAAAUGGUGGAUGAAUAUUACAAGAAGAAGGCGGAGAAGAUGUCUGGUGAGCUCUGCAAAAUUUGCGAUACGCCGUUAUACACAGACCCGGGGCUGCAAGAGCUCUCCUUGUGGCUACAUAGUCUGCGAUAUGAAGACGCAGGUGGUAGUUGGAGUUAUGUCAGUCCUCUUCCCAACUGGGCUCUGCCUCCAUCUGGCGUAUCGGGACCGACAGAAGUAGGAGGCAUGGAAGAACUAGUGUCAGCAGUAAAAGACGUCAAUCCAGAGAUUGCGUGA